GCCAGGAUGAAGGCCAUGGCGUCCUCCCUAGCGACCGAGUCGCCGAAUGCAGGCGGGGUGUUUGGCGGAGACAAGAGACCGUAUCUUCCACCGGAGCGUUGCGAGAGGCAUAGAGAAGUACAGAGCUAUUGUGAACCUGCGGAAAGGCCCAAAGUCUCCCGAGACCGUGAAGAAACUUUGCGGGGACGCCAAGAGGAACACAAAGGCAGUCCUUACAACGAGAAUUUUCAAGAAUAAGAACUUUACUCUUUCUGACAAGCUAAUUGCGGAUGGCAACAAGAUGGGAUCUAAAGAAACAGUCAAGGAGCUAAUCAUCAAACAUGGCGGCACGCCCGUCCCCUUCAUGUACGACACCGUUCUGCUCUGCACCAAAGAAGAGUACGUCAGAAACGCUGCCAAGGUCAGAGACGCAAAGGCAAACAAGAUUCCGGUACUGUUUGAAGAGUUCAUAUAUGACUCCAUCAGGGCCAAGAAAAUGAUGGACAUAGAAGGCUACAGAUUCGCCUGAUGAACGUUGCAACGUGCAAAUAAGACAUGGCUAAAUAUUGAAGCUCUGUGGAACGUUAAUGGGCCAUCUAUACAGGACUAUCGUAACAAAUCCUGUACAGCAGACAUUAAAAACAAGCAUGACGAGACCAGUUUAUUAUUCGUUUUGACAUUGGACUUGUAUUUGUGGUUGCUCUUCUUUUGGUGAGUUGGAAUAACACAUACAUGCAGGUUUUCAUGGCGUCAUACAAUGUCUUGUGAUAUUAUUCACAUAUUCACAUAUAUGUCGUAAUACACAAAGUUUGCACUGAAAAAAAGAAGCUUCAUAUCCAGACACAUUUAUUUAAUUGGCAGGGACCCCGACUCUUUCCGUAGUUCUUUCACGUGCUCGAGGUGUUGCUG
Molecule: messenger RNA, 888 nt
Organism: Branchiostoma floridae (Florida lancelet)
Lineage: Eukaryota; Metazoa; Chordata; Leptocardii; Amphioxiformes; Branchiostomatidae
Exons: 5
Coding region: 47-508 (153 amino acids)
Source: RefSeq, a predicted model, not a curated record